UCCGCUGAGGGGAGGAGCGCGCGCGGGCCGCUCCUGCCGGCGAUGCCCGGAGGGGAGGGACGAGCCGCCGCCGCCGCCAUUGUGCCCCGCUCCGGUUUGAACGCGGCGGCCCCUGCCGCGCCGCGGCCCCGCCCGCGCUGUGAUUGGCGAGGGAGAGGGAGGGAGCCGGCGCGUGCCAGGCCCCGGCGUGUCGCAGCCGAGCCGUCCGGGCGGCCCCCGCUGCCGCGGCGCCGCGCGUUCCGCCCUGCGCCCGUGCGCGGGCCCCGGAGCGGAGCGGAGCCGAGCGCGGCGCGUUGCGUGCUGCCGGCGCCGCCGCCGCCGCCGCCAUGGCGAGGGGAGGCGGCGGCCGCGGGAGGGGGUGACCGCGCGCCCCUGGCCCCCCCAUGAGACGGUGGCUGGGCUGGCUGGGCUGCUACACCCUGCUGCUGUGGGCGCUGCGGAGGAGGAUGUGGUCUGGCCCCGCCAGGUACCUGCGGAGCCCUUUAUCCAGGUCCCUCUACGCCAACAUGAUGGGCAGCCCCAGCCCGCCGGCCCCGGGCGCCAGGGAGAACCACCAGUGGUAUGUCUGCAACACGGAACAGUUGUCCGAAUCCCUUCAGCCUAUUUUUGUCCAGAGUUACCUUGACCAAGGAACACAGAUCUUCUUAAACAACAGCAUUGAGAAAUCAGGCUGGCUCUUUAUCCAGCUCUAUCACUCUUUUGUGUCCUCAAUUUUUAGCCUCUUUAUGUCUAGGACAUCUAUCAAUGGGCUGCUGGGAAGGGGCUCAAUGUUUGUGUUUUCCCCAGAACAAUUUCAAAGACUGCUUAAAAUAAAUCCAGAAUGGAAAUCCCACAGACUUCUUGAUUUAGGGGCUGGGGAUGGAGAGGUCACUAAAGUCAUGAGUCCUCACUUUGAAGAAAUCUAUGCCACUGAAUUGUCUGAAACUAUGAUAUGGCAGCUUCAGAAAAAGAAAUACAGAGUGCUUGGUAUAAAUGAAUGGCAGAACACAGGAUUUCAGUAUGAUGUUAUCAGCUGUUUGAAUUUGCUCGAUCGCUGUGAUCAACCACUGACUGUGUUAAAGGAUAUUAGAAGUGUACUGGAGCCAACUAGAGGCAGAGUCAUUCUAGCAUUAGUUCUGCCAUUUCACCCAUAUGUGGAAAAUGGUUGCCACAUUUGAGCUGUGGAGCAACAUGGGAAAACCGAUCUCUGAUUAGGGUCCUCUGCUGCUGUCAUAUAGGUAACCCCAGUUGUCUCUGGUGACCACUGAGCAAAAAAAGUAUGAACUGUGUGUCAUACUGAAUAGAGCACUGUUUCAAGUGCUGCAGAUGAACUGCACCUAAAAAUUCAUAGGGAGAUAAUGUUCAUUAUCUAACAUGAGCUUUUGAAGGAAAAUAUACACCUCUGCUAAUACAAAAUAUCAACUAUUAUUUAUAUCCUGAGUAACUAGAAAAAAAUGUUUUAUGUGCCAAAAUUCUCUUAUUUCCCAUAGUUGCAUUUUAAAGAAAUACCUGGAGAUUUUCAAAUUCAUCUCUUUGCUCAUGACUAACUUUGAGAGACUAGCAACUUUUUUUGUUAGGUGCCUAAGACUUUGGGGGUUCAGGUUGAGUCACCCAAAAAGUGGAGUGACUUCCAGAGAGCUGAUGUUGAUGAGUUGAUGUUGAACACUGCAAUCUCUUACUCUCCUUGAGCCUUAAGACUUGUAAAUGGAAAGGCAUGUAUGUCCAAAAAAUACAGAACCAAUAAGCUUAACAUUCUGGAAAUGAUAAAUUCAUGAAAAUAUAUCUGUUUUGUACUCUUUCGAAUGACAGUAACUUUUCUGCGUGAGGAGAGAAAAAAAUUUGUUUUGCAAUUGCUAUUGUGUCCAGAAUCUACUUUUCUGCAUAUUGUUGGGUAACCAUGUGGUAGAUCCUGGCUGAACAGGAGGUGGAUAAAUUAAGGAAGAAACCACUCUAAGUCCAUUUAUGUCCUUCAUCAUUAAUCUCCUGCUGUCUACAGGGUGUGGAAUAGUAUAUUAAAUUUAUUUAUCCCAAGGGAUUGGAAA
This is a messenger RNA of Dromaius novaehollandiae (emu), 2021 nucleotides long. It is a transcript of the gene METTL9, whose product is annotated as methyltransferase 9, His-X-His N1(pi)-histidine. The record is from RefSeq and is a predicted model, not a curated record. Gene Ontology annotation, molecular function: protein-L-histidine N-pros-methyltransferase activity. The transcript is spliced from 5 exons. Lineage: Eukaryota; Metazoa; Chordata; Aves; Casuariiformes; Dromaiidae. Bases 384 to 1157 code for a protein of 257 amino acids.